Molecule: messenger RNA, 306 nt
Organism: Phytomonas sp. Hart1
Lineage: Eukaryota; Euglenozoa; Kinetoplastea; Trypanosomatida; Trypanosomatidae
Source: the annotation of a GenBank genome assembly
AUGACUGAACCUUGUGCGCGUUCGGGCUGCUACGAUUUGGCGCUUUUGGUAUUGCCGGUGUGCGAUUUUUGCCAGAAGCGGUACUGCACGACUCACAUCCUGCCGGAGGUUCAUGGCUGUGGGGACGCCUGCAAAAAGGCCUCACAGCAGCGCGCAGCCGAGGCCGCAGCCCUGCAGAUGAGGAAUCUCCGGCUUUUAAAUAAUCAGGAGGCAAGACAACGCUUGGCAAAGCGAUUAGAGGAAAAUGAGGCCGCGCGGCGAAAAAAGCCUCCGAAAUGCAAGGAAAAGAAGGGUGGGAGAAGCUAA